AUGGCCGCCAUCAACGUCAAGCUCGCCGUGGACAGGUCCUGCUACAGUGUGUUGUUCGCCGACGCCGGCUCCGACUUCGUCGACGUGCUCCUUAGCUUCCUCACGUUUCCCCUCGCCGCCAUCCAGUCCUGCUCAGCAGGCGCGCCAUCGCCAGGAUGCCUCUCCAACCUCUGCGACAGCGUAGAGCGCCUCAGGAACAGUAGGCUGCUGAAGGUUGAGGCCUGCCAUGGCAUGCUUCUCACCCCUGCUCAUUCCGAUGAGUUCAAGCUCUGUAAGUCAGCUAACAGUUACUGCAACGAAGUCUUUAUCAAGGGCUCCAAAUGUUGCGUAGCCAUGGCCAGACUCCUGCAUGUCUACAACCAAGCAGGCAUCAGAGAGACGUUUGUAAGUGGCAAAGAACGGUUUGUGAUCAGUGAUGACAUGACAAUCAAGCCGGCAUCCACCAGCAGCAUGCAUUCACUGGCUCAAGCGUUCGAUUCUGAUGGGAUCGGCCAUGACUUUGAGGUGGUCCUAGCUAGCGUCGGCUGGCAGAGGGUUUUAUUCAUGCUGAAGGCCUCCCUUUCUUCAGAUACCGUACUCACUGAUGCAUUCCUAUCAAAGAGGACUGAUAAUUUGAAACCGAUCAUCUGUCAGAAAAUUCUACCGUCCGAUCAAGAUUCUGCAGGUUCUUCACCAGAAAGCAAGACCAAGAUCUUCUACGACACCAGUGAGAAGAAGGUCGUGUAUGCUGAAUGCAACCAUGGGUUCGUGGACCUGCUCCUCGGUUUCUUGACUUACCCAGUGAGUUGUGUGAUCAAGCACACGGGAGUCGGCACUUGCCAUCUUGGCAGGUUCUUGGGCAGUCUUUACCGCAACGCCAUCGAUCUCGACGACGCUGGGUGCUUAACAGGUAUCAUCCCCAAGAUGAAUUUGCUGGAUCCAAGCCUUAGACCGUUCAACAUUCUCAGAAACGUCACGUGUCGGCCGCUAGAUUGCCAGUGUCGGAAGGACACGGUGCCAGAGCACACACGUUUUUGCUGCCAUCCUGAGCUUGUGGAGGACCGGAAGUAUGUCGUAGGCGAUGCUCUACUUAUACAUCAGGCCUCUGCCGUGUCUCUGAUGAAGCAUUGGUGUGGGAGAAACAAGGCUAUGGUGCUGGAGAUGGACAUUACCAUCGGGAAGCCGGAGGCAAUUGCGCUGCUGCGAGCCGUGCUUACUUCGAAGUCGGUGCUCACCGGCGUAUUCAUCGACAGGCUGGAGGAACAUUUCUCCCAGAAGAAGAUACAGAUAUUCGCUAGGAUCCCCAAGGGUAAGACCAUAACCGUGGAGGUUGCGAGAGUCGACACCAUUGCCACUGUCAAGAGCAAGAUCAAGGAUAAGGUAUCAUUCCAGCAGGAUGUCGUCAUGAAGUUGGUCUACGGUAGCAGAUAUCUGAAAGACUCGUGCACCGUUGCCGAAUGCAACCUCGUCAGAGAAUGUACCGUCACCUGCGAAUUCUACAAGAAGUGA
Messenger RNA from Triticum aestivum (bread wheat), 1488 nucleotides. RefSeq lists its product as uncharacterized. The record is from RefSeq and is a predicted model, not a curated record. NCBI's taxonomy places the organism in Eukaryota, Viridiplantae, Streptophyta, Magnoliopsida, Poales, Poaceae. Gene Ontology annotation, molecular function: protein binding. The transcript has 5 exons. Bases 1 to 1488 code for a protein of 495 amino acids.